AUGGCAACAGCUUCCUAUCGUCCAUGUGUGCAUCUCAGCAUAAAAGUGCUCCGCGGGAGGAACAUCACACUUGGUUCCUUUAAUGAUCUUUUGGACACUCCUGAUCCAUAUGUAAAGUUGUUCAUUAGAACAGCACCAAAUGGCAAGAAAAAAACCAAAGCGAAGAAAAACACUGCUAACCCAGUCUGGGAGGAAGAGUUCCAAUUCCUUCUUAACCCGGAUGUGGAAAACGAUUUAGAAAUCAUUCUGAUGGAUGAUGAUACACUAAGUGAUGAUAUCGUGGGACAUCGCCAGACACUGAACCUCAAUGGUUUGGAGCUUGGAAAAGUGUAUCAGAAAACUUUAGUUUUUCGCCAGUCCGCGGAGGUUGAUGUGGAGAUAAAAGUUGAAAAAUGCUCUGUACCCACGGACAUGAGGUACAGCAUAAAUCUGUGUGAGGAAGAAAAUGACUUUCGGCAGGAAAGGAAAAAAAAAGUGUUUGAAGCCAUGAAGAAGCUUCUUGGAACGAGAGGGCCACGGACUAUUGAAGAGGUGCCCUCCAUAGCUGUCCUUGGUUCAGGUGGGGGUUUCCGUGCUAUGGUUUCCCUCAGUGGUGUGUUCUGUGCUCUCAAAGACAUGCAUGUGUUGGAUUGUACAAUGUACACUGCGGGACUAUCGGGAUCAGCCUGGUAUCUUUCCACGUUAUAUUCUCAUCCCGGCUGGCCGUCCGUUCAUCCAAGCGAAAUCAGAGAAGAAUUAAGAGAAAACAUCAAGGAAAGCUGGAUGUACAAGUUGACACCUUCUUGGUUGUACAAGCACAUUCACAUCAUCGGGGAGAAGAAGUCACGUGGACAACCUGUUAGCUUUACUGAUUUCUUCGGAUACCUUGUCGGAGAAACCAUUUUGAAGGACCGGAAAAAUGUUCCAAAACUGAGCGAGCAACGCUUGGUGGUAGGAGAUGGUAAGGUUCCAUUUCCUCUCUACACCUGCGUGCAUGUGAAAAAAGAUGUGUCUGCAUUAGAGUAUUCAGAAUGGAUGGAGUUCAACCCUUACGAAAUAGGAAUGUCAAAAUAUGGCACUUAUAUGAAAACAGAGCAUUUUGGAAGCAAGUUUUUCUGCGGCAAGCUUCUGACUCCAGCCUACCCUGAACCAUCACUAACUUACUUACAAGGUAUUUGGGGAAGUGCUUUCACUAUUCUACUACAACGAGUUCUUCACGAGGGUGAAUCUCAUGAAAACGCGAUCAAGAGCAUGCAAAACUCUGGUGAUCUGAGAGAAGAAUUACACCAAGCAGAACCCGAUGGGGAUGAUGAAGACAGUGAUGAAGAAGACGAUGGCAUGGAUGAUGUAGACGGCCAGCAAACAGAGAUGGAACCAGAAGACCAUGAUCAAAGCUUCCUGGCCAGAGUCAUGGAGGGCUUUAUUGAAAAAUGCUCAGUGCUGAAGACACGCUCUGGUCGAGCAGGCCUGGUGCACAACUUUUUGCGUGGACUGCAGCUGAUGACUGCCCCAGUCCCCUCUGAAGCCGUUGAAGAUAUCACUGAUGCCGCUGACCAGCUAGCCAUGAAGGACAAGCGCAUCUACUUGGUUGAUAGCGGUCUCGUCUUCAAUUCGCCAUAUCCUUUGCUAUUGAGACCUGAGCGAGAUGUGGACAUUUUUCUGUCAUUUGAUUUCAGUGCUCGAGACAAGGAAGAGGAGAUGCCUUUCCAGGAACUCCUGCUGGCGGAGGCAUGGGCACGAAAGAACAACCUGAAGUUCCCUCCUAUUGACGCCGAGGAACAGUACCAGAAGUACGGUUUAAAAGAGUACUACGUGUUCGCCCACCCGACGGAUCCUACCUGCCCUGUGGUGGUGCACUUCGUGCUUGUCAACAAGACUUUUAAAAAACAAAGCCGUCCAGGAAUCCCUCGCAGAACCGCCAAGGAGAGAGAGUUCGCAGACUUCUCAAUUUUCGAGGAUCCAGAAGGCCAUUAUAGCACGUUCCACUUCACGUACGCUAGGGAAGCAUUUGAUCGCCUGGCAGAAUUGAACAAGUUCAACACCCUGCUUGCAGAGAAAACCAUUAUGAAUGUCAUGGCUGACUGUGUGAGAAAUCGACGAACAGACAAAGCAAAAAAUAUUGGCUCUAAUUAACAAUUCCAUGACGCGAUGUAGUUGAGGAACAAUUCAUUGUGAUUGACUUCGAUCGAUAAAUGUCCCAAAAUUUACCUGUGUGUAUGUAAAAAAUCAGGACGAGGUGUUAUCAAAAUUAUCUCAUUGGAAACUCUUCCGGCAUUCCACGGGAGGGGAACUCUCUAUAGACUCUAUAUGAAGCUGUUCGUCAUACAUUUAUCGAUUAAAAAUCGAGGAAUUUUUUUUUCGCGUAUAUUUUAGGACGCAGCCAGUAAAACUUGGCGUUGAUAUCGUUUAGAAC
Molecule: messenger RNA, 2392 nt
Organism: Orbicella faveolata
Lineage: Eukaryota; Metazoa; Cnidaria; Anthozoa; Scleractinia; Merulinidae
Product: cytosolic phospholipase A2-like
Biological process (GO): glycerophospholipid catabolic process
Cellular component (GO): cytosol
Molecular function (GO): calcium-dependent phospholipid binding; calcium ion binding
Source: RefSeq, a predicted model, not a curated record